Chelonoidis abingdonii (Abingdon island giant tortoise) is the source of this 3147-nucleotide messenger RNA. It is a transcript of the gene GGA2, whose product is annotated as golgi associated, gamma adaptin ear containing, ARF binding protein 2. The record is from RefSeq and is a predicted model, not a curated record. Gene Ontology annotation, molecular function: small GTPase binding; ubiquitin binding; phosphatidylinositol binding. Gene Ontology annotation, biological process: Golgi to plasma membrane transport; protein localization to cell surface; intracellular protein transport. Gene Ontology annotation, cellular component: trans-Golgi network. NCBI's taxonomy places the organism in Eukaryota, Metazoa, Chordata, Testudines, Testudinidae.
GCAUUUGAGGUGGGGAAGUGUCCAGGUCUUUCAAGAACUGUACAUUGUCCCUGCUUGGUUUUACGUGUAAUAAAGCCACGGACCCAAGCAUCCCUGAAGAAAACUGGGAAUGUAUCCAGCGGUUCUGUGACCAAGUGAACGCAGACCCAGAAGGCCCAUCCAUUGCACCCAGGCUGCUAGCACAUAAGAUACAGUCGCCUCAGGAGAUGGAAGCGCUUCAUGCCUUAACAGUGCUGGAGACAUGUGUGAAUAACUGUGGCGAAAGGUUUCACAACGAAGUGGCAAAAUUCAGAUUUCUGAAUGAACUGAUAAAAGUGCUGUCUCCGAAGUAUCUUGGAACCUGGUCUACAGAAAAGGUCAAAUCGAGAGUUGUAGAAAUAAUGUUCAGUUGGACGGUUUGGUUUCCUCAGGAAGUUAAAAUCCGGGACGCUUAUCAGAUGCUGAAGAAACAAGGAAUCAUAAAACAAGACCCCAAACUCCUAGAAGACAAAAUUUUACCACCUCCUUCUCCGAGACCAAAGAAUUCUAUUUUUGAUGUUGAUGAAGAGAAAUCCAAGCUCUUAGCAAGACUUCUAAAGAGCAACCACCCUGAGGACCUGCAGGCAGCCAACAGGCUGAUCAAGAGCAUGAUUAAAGAGGAACAAGAAAAAUCUGCCAAAGUGUCCAAAAGACUGAAUGCAAUUGCUGAGGUUCACAGCAGUGUUAAACUUCUGGGUGAAAUGCUGACCAGCUACAAGAGGCAGGAGUUAUCUAAAUCUGACCUACAGAUUCUGCAGAGCCUGUUUGAACGCUGUGAGAAGCUCAGAGCACUGCUCUUCCGCCUUGCCAGCGAGACUACUGAUGAUGAUGAGGCUUUGGCAGAGAUUCUCCAGGCUAAUGACAAACUCACCCAGGCGCUCGGCUUGUACAGGCAGGUUGUAGUGGGCCAUGACCAGGGCAGGAGGAGUUCGGUGACCAGCUCCACUGAUGCCUCAGCACCUCAGUCCCCGCGGGGCAGUACGAAGAGCUACACACUGAUCGACUUCUCCGAGCUGGGUUCCAUGUUCGAGUCUCUCACGCAGCAGGGCGUGAACACAACAGCCGCCGCUCAGCACAGGAGCACCUCUGCCUGCCUGCUCGACGAGGAGCUAAUGUCAUUAGGUCUCAAUGAUUCCCCUGUUGGACAGAGACUGUCACCUGAUUUCAGCUCAGUACAGAGUGCUGGGCUCAAUGGAUAUAAUCAAACCGGAAAUGCUGAUACCCAUCAAACCGUGGUGCUGGGGGAUAGCUGGCAGGGCGGCUCACCAGAGAGGAGUGUGCCUCAGGAUUUGGCAGGGCAGCUGUCUCCGCCUCCUGUGACCAGGCCAUUUCCAAUGAACUUACCACCAGUGCAGUUGUCCACUGCAAGCCUUCCGAGCAGCUUAGCUGCAGACGCUUUGUUCUCUGACCCAGCCUAUGAGCUGAAACCUGCUGCUCCUUCGCAGCCAGCCUCCAGUGAUGCUGCUUUUGCAAACCUUUUUGUCCCACUCAUUUCAAUUACACCAAGCAGUAUCCCUCCAGUUACAGUGUAUGAUAAAGAUGGUUUCAAGGUCAUGAUCCAUUUCUCCAGAGACCUAGCCCCCGGGCGACCAGAUGUACUGGUGAUGGUGCUCUCCAUGCUCAGCACAUCCACUCAGCCAAUUAAGGACAUCGUGUUCCAGGCCGCGGUCCCAAAGGUCAUGAGAGUAAAGUUGCAGCCGGCGUCUGGUUCUGAGCUUCCUGCCUUCAGCCCUUUGCUCCCUCCAGCUGUGAUAUCCCAGGUUCUGCUGCUCGCCAACCCACACAGAGUACGUGGCAGUGACUCUGCCAAGCGCUCCCCUUGGAUGUGUGACCCCAUCCGAUUACGGUACAAGCUAAUGUUCAUGCAGGGCGGGCGGCCCUUCAGCGAAGUGGGGGAGGUGACUGGCUUUCCGGAGGCCGAACUGUGGCCUGGGAGCUGAACUGCUGCUUUGAUGGAACGUGGACAUUGCUGCAUUGUCUUAGCACAGCCCUGUGGGGUGCCGCCUGGGAGGGGCAGCGAGAGCCCCUCCACCGUGUGUGUGUGGCUGGGGGAGGCGCCCAGCACCCAGAAAGCCGGGGUGGGCUCCAUGCUGGCUGCUCUCCCCUGGGGCCCAGUCUCCCACUCCUGCUCCGGUUUUCCUUGCGGGUACCUGGUAGGAGAGAGUGCAAGCCAGAUGCUCCUGCUCUUUGCCUUACUGCAGCAUUCAUCCCUCCAGUGGCUGGAUGCUCCUUGCCUACCAGCAUUUCUGCUUUCUCCUGCUUGUUGAGCCAUUUUGCCCUCUGGCCUCUUUUAAAGCAAUUCUCCGAUUCGGGCCCUGUUUGCUCCCAGCUCUUGAUGCUGGUGUCCGCAGUGUCUGGGGAUCAGUGCUCUGACCUCGCAGUGAUGGGUGUGGUGUGAGCACCUGGGUAUAGAACAGAACGACUGUGGCUUGAAACAGGGCUGAAUCCAUAAGCCAGACCUGUUGGGUAUUGCCACAGCCUCAGCACCGCAAGGGCCUGGGUCCUUGCCCCUUACCCUGGGAUCCUCGGUGCCUUCUCAGCCUCACCAUGAUUCCUGAGGCAGCCUCCACGCUGGGGAGCAUCCUGCAGGGGGCUCUUGCAGGCAGGGCCCCCUGCAGCAUGGGGGUUUGUGUCUAUGCAAAGCUUGUUUCCUUCCUGGUCACUCAAAACUUAAGGGGAAAAAUGUGUAAAGAAUUUCACUGCUGCACAAGUGGAAACAUGGCUCAAGUACUAAGGCAUCUGAGCUGCUCCAUGGGGAGAGCUUGUCUGGAGAAAUCACUUUGUACGUCUGUGUCUAGACAAACCUCUGCUUAGGCCUGCUCUCCCCUUGUUCCCUCUGUGCUGGGAAGCAGAGGAGAAAGGACCCCCUGUGCUGUUAUUAGUGGAACGUGUCCAGCCAAUCCAGCGUUGUGCGUCAGGUUUUAUAUGAUGCUGAACUUGCACAUUUUUAAUCAAAGUAUUUUUGACUCCUGAUUGUCAUUGUUGCUGCUGGUGACUGAAAUGCCAUAGCAUUAGUUAUCCCCGGCACAGUGGAGUUUGGCCACACAGUGGCGCUGUUAGAGCUUUUUAUACUGUACAGAGCACUGGAUUCCCAGGUACAGUCAUAAUAAACAGCAUUUGCUUUGACAG